Molecule: messenger RNA, 1650 nt
Organism: Cannabis sativa
Lineage: Eukaryota; Viridiplantae; Streptophyta; Magnoliopsida; Rosales; Cannabaceae
Exons: 3
Coding region: 1-1650 (549 amino acids)
Molecular function (GO): catalytic activity
Source: RefSeq, a predicted model, not a curated record
AUGUGUGCUUCUUCAAAACGUCAAAGCUUCCUCACAGCUUUCCCCUGGCUUUGCACCGGAAAACCUGCUCCUUCCUCUGCCAGUAGCAAUAAUUUGCCACAAUCUCCUACCUUCAAUCCCAUGCCUCAAUUCCAGGCUGAAAUCACGAGUCCAACCAGGCAAAGCAAUCAAACACCUGCAACAAAAGUGAUUUUCCAGCAAUCUAUCCUUGAUUCUAGGCACACGGGUCAAUCAAGUUUGAAAAACAUUGAUGAGGCAACUUUGAAUAUUCAUGAGAAUGAUUCCACAUUUAUGUCCGAGGAUGAUAUGAAUCUUUAUGAUUUGAAGAGGAAAAUGGUUGACAUUCUCUCCAAUAAAGAGUCGGCUAUAUCAGUGGAAGAUGAUGUGGAUUCUAUUUCUGAGCCAAAUAAUUUUCAUAAUAUUGAUGUUAUUGGGCUUCCAAAAAAUGGGGAACAGCCCAAUUUUAUCCUUUGUGAAACUUUAUGCAACAAUGAAAUUGUGGAUAGGCUCAAAAUUCGGUUGGGCUUUGAAAAUUGUUUUACUGUGCCAGCCCAAGGUAGAAAAGGACGAUUAGCUUUUUUAUGGAAAAUCUCUUCUGAUGCUCAUUUACUCAAGUUCUCUGCCCACCAUAUAGACAUGGAAGUCCAUAUCCCAGGUUACGAUCACUGGCGUCUCACCGGAUUUUACGGCGAACCAAAUCGCUCUCUACGUCAUACAACUUGGGAGCUCUUGCGUGACCUGGCCGAUGAUUCGAACUUGCCAUGGUGCAUUAUCGGUGACUUCAACAACAUCACUACUCAUGAAGACAAGAAAGGGGGUCUGCUCUAUCCAGAAUCACUAAUCAAUGGCUUUAACGCAGCUCUCCAUGACUGCCGACUGUGUGAGCUUCAGUUACGUGGUCACAGAUAUACUUGGGAACGUGGUAAAGGGACUCAAAAUCACAUUGAAAUAAGGUUAGACAAAGCUUUUGCUACCCAAUCUUGGCUAACUAUUUUUAAUGAGGCUAGUUUGUCAAAUUUUGAUUUUUCGUCCUCCGAUCAUACACCUAUCUUUCUUGAACCUGCUCCUGCUGUUAUGAGUAAACCGAUCACUAUUUUGCGCUAUGAAAACGCUUGGUCCCGUGAGCCUUUAUGUGGUCAAAUUGUCCAAAACUGUUGGGAGGCAAAUGUCCAUCUCUCUCUUGUUGAUAAAGCAAAACUAUGCCUUGAAACUUUGAUUAAUUGGGGCCGUGAUCUUACCGGGCAUUUUAAGAAGAGGCUGUCAAAUACUCAGCAAGAAAUCUAUUGGAAGCAACGGUCCAAACAAUUUUGGUUAAAUGGAAGGGACAAGAAUAGCAAAUAUUUUCACGCCACCGCAAGCUCACGCAAACGAAAUAAUCAAAUUGUCCAGCUCCAAGAUAAUGAUGGAGUUUGGAAAGGCUGGAAGUCAGGGCUAGACCAGGUAAUUGUUGAUUAUUUCUUAGCUCUUUAUGCUACUGAUCGUGCUAUUUACGGCUCUGUAGUCAAUGGUAUUUGCCACUCGGUUACAGCUGAAGAAAAUGACAGUCAACUCUGUCCAAUUACAGCCGAAGAAGUCAAGCAAGCCAUCUUCCAAAUGUAUCCCGACAAAGCCCCCGGUCCUAAUGGCAUGAGCCCUGACUUUUAUCAAUAA